UAAUCGAUCGUACGGUGCGCAUAGUGCGUUUUUGCUUGCCCACCACGAGCUUAAGAUGCACCGGUGAGGACGCACAGGGAAGCAGUUCCGAUCUCGGUUUCUCUAGCGUAGUUGCAUUAGACGAUUCGACCUGCACCAUUUAAUUGGCGGUUCAUUUGCGUUUCAUUUGCUUUCGCGUGCUCGUGCGGUUCGGGUGUGAUUGCGUGUUUUUUUCUUUCUUCCAACGUCGUGAGUCGAGUUUUUCCAGUCUAACAAAACCCAACGUAAGAAAAAAAAAAUGUCGGACACAGCGUCGGAUGCUGGGGAUAGUACGGGAUCGGGUGCAGGAAAGCAGGAGCUGAGCAAAGACCAGUUGAAAGUGUUGCGUGAUGCAUUUAAUGCGUUCGAUAAGGAGAAAACGGGCAGCAUCUCGACCGAUGUGGUCGGUACCAUCCUGGAGCUGCUCGGCCACAAACUGUCCGAGGAGGAGCUGGAAGAGGUGAUCGAAGAGUACGACGAGGAUGAGUCGGGUCAGCUGGAGUUUGAUGAGUUUGUGGCCCUGGCCUCGAACUAUGUCGAGCCGGAGGAGGAUUACGAUGCGCUGCGGAAGGAGCUGCGCGAGGUGUUCAUGAUGUACGACAAGGACGCCAAGGGAUACCUGCCAGUGGAAGAAUUCAAAGCCAUCCUCCGAGAGCUGGAUGGUGCAGUGCCAGAGGAAGAACUCGACGACAUUGUGGACGAAAUUGAUGCUGAUGGAUCAGGCACAGUGGACUUUGAGGAGUUUAUGGAAGUCAUGACAGCUGACUACUACGCGUAAAACCACCACGCCAUGCGGUCGCUUGCACGUAUGGGAUCCACGUGGAUGUACUAAUCCACCACGGUGUACUGAUGACGCACAAUCACCCAUCCACGUGCCCAGCUGAGAGGAAGAUUCUGCACCGCUUGAGUACUUAUGCAAACAAUCAUCCACCAUUUAGAGGAUGCAGUGUGCAACGCGUGUGUGUGUGUGGAUCGCUUGAAGACGCUUGCAUCCAGAUAGAAGCAGACAAAAAGACUAGAUAAUUAGAAAAACAAACCCAGAACGAGAGAGAGAGAGAAAUAGACUUUGGAGUGGUCUCGCUUUUGCCCGGUGUCAUCCUGAAUCAUCCAUCCACGGCACCGGAUAGACGAGGACUCAGCCACUAUUUGCUUCAUGUUCACUCACCUCCUCAGCCCCCCCCCCCCAAUACCUCCCCAUUAUCCACCUAUACACCUGUUUCCCGGCUUCGUCCUGCUAGGGCCGGGUCGGGACAGCUACUGUAACUGAACUGAAAAUAAAUAUUUCAUGCUUUUA
Messenger RNA from Anopheles stephensi (Asian malaria mosquito), 1312 nucleotides. RefSeq names its product troponin C, isoallergen Bla g 6.0101-like. The transcript is spliced from 6 exons. The record is from RefSeq and is a predicted model, not a curated record. Gene Ontology annotation, molecular function: enzyme regulator activity; calcium ion binding. The coding region runs from base 278 to 796 and encodes 172 amino acids. Lineage: Eukaryota; Metazoa; Arthropoda; Insecta; Diptera; Culicidae.